Molecule: messenger RNA, 2180 nt
Organism: Selaginella moellendorffii
Lineage: Eukaryota; Viridiplantae; Streptophyta; Lycopodiopsida; Selaginellales; Selaginellaceae
Product: pentatricopeptide repeat-containing protein At4g02750
Exons: 2
Coding region: 156-2117 (653 amino acids)
Molecular function (GO): protein binding
Source: RefSeq, a predicted model, not a curated record
GCGAGGAGAAGCCCGCCCUGGCGACGAGAGAGCGAUCGUGAAAGGCUGGCCAAAAUCGAGAGGUGGAACAAGGAAAGGGAAAAGGAACCUUUAGCUCGCACACAAGUUCCAGUGCUCGUAUUGGGCAGCGCUGGAUGUGAUCCUUCUUUUGGUUCAUGACGCAUGCCGAUACAGUUGCCUGGACUUCCAAGCUCUGUGCGCUCGCUCGCAAUGGCCAAAUCGACGAAGCUCGCCUGCUCUUUGCCAGGAUUCCACAGCGCGAUCUUAUCUCUUGGAAUGCGAUGCUCUCGGCAUAUGCCCGUAAUGGGCUCUUGGGCGACGCUAAACAGCUCUUCGACGGCAUGCCGCAGCGGAGCCUCGUUUCGUGGAACACACUGCUGGCGGUAUACAGCCAGUGCGGCGACGUGGACGAAGUCAAGAAACUCUUUGAUGAGAUGCCCGGCAGGGACUUGAUAUCGUGGACUUCGCUGCUUGCAGGAUAUGCCCAAAGAGGGCAUGUCGAUCACGCAAAGCAAACCUUUGACGAGAUGCCAUUCCACGACCUUCUCGCGUGGAGUGCCAUGCUAGCUGCAUAUUCCCACAACUCCGAUCUUAGCGAAUCUUCCAGAUUGUUUAACGAGAUGCCAGAGAGAGAUGUCGGUUGCUGGAACUCUAUGCUUGCCGCAUUUGCCCAGCUCGGCGAUCAUCCAAAAGCCAAAGAGUUCUUCGAUCAAAUGCCGGAACGAACGAUUGUCUCUUGGAACACUUUGGUCACAGCGUAUGUGCACAGUCUUGAGCUCGAUCGAGUUCGCGAGAUCUUCCACGCGAUGCCAGAGAGAAAUCUCGUGUCGUGGAACGUUGUCCUCUCGGCAUCUGCCCAGCACGACGAUCUAGAGACAACCAAGAGACUUUACGACGAGAUGCCCCAGCAAAACGUGGUGUCCAUGGGCACGAUGCUCGUGGCAUAUGCCCAGCAUGGUCAUACGGAUAGAGCAUUGGCCAUACUCCACAAGAUGCCAGUGUACGGCAUUGGGUGUGUGAGCUCCCUUGUGGCGACGCUCGGACAGCAAGGGAAUCUCACAGAUGCGGUCAAGCUGUUUGACUCUUUGCCACGCGUUGACCUCUUCUCUUGGACGUCGUUGCUGGCUGCGUAUGCCCAGAAUGGCCACGUCGGCAAGGCGGUGGAGAUGUUUGAUUUGAUUGACGAGCCAGAUCUUGCCAUGUGUAAUGCCAUGCUGGCGGGGUAUGCCCAGACCGGGCAAGUCGUACAAGCACAAAAACUCUUCGAGAGAAUGGAGGAGAGGAAUCUUAUUACGUGGACGUCAAUGGUAACGGUAUAUGCCGCAAAUGGGAAUCUUGAAGAAGCACGCUACGUCUUUGAUUCCAUGCCCCAGUGGAAUCUCGUGGCCUGGAACGCAAUGCUAUCGGCAUAUGCCCAGAACGGGCAUCUAGAAGAAUCAGAGAAGAUGCUCGACCAAAUGCCUCAAUCAAAUGCGUUUACGUGGACGUCGAUGCUCGCGGCAUAUGCCCAAAAUGGGCAUCUUGAGCAAUGCAAGGGAGUGUUUGAUGCGAUUCCUCACAGGUCACUGGUGUCCUGGACGGCAAUGUUGAUUGCAUUCGCGCAAAAUGGGCAGAUUUACAGCGCUGUGGAUCUCUUUGAUCGAAUGCCCGUGAGGGAUUCCAUCGCAUGGACGUGCUUGCUAGUGGGAUCCGUCCAGUGUGGGAAUUCCCCCUUUGCGAUCGAGAUGUUUCACAGGAUGAAGACAAUGGAGCCCCCGAAUGAGACGUGCUUCGUGGCGAUGCUGCUUGCGUGUAGCCACCAGGGAAAAGUUUAUGAUGGCCGGAGCUACUUCACAUCCAUGGCCUUUGAUCAUGGCCUGGCAGCGACAAGGAAGCACUAUGGCUGUCUCAUUGAUCUUCUGGGCAGGUCCGGAUACCUGGAAGAAGCCCGGGACUUGAUCGCCGCCAUGCCUUGGACAGCAGAUUAUGCCAAUUGGACGAGCUUUCUGGGCGCUUGUCGAGAAGCACGUGAUCUCAAGAAUGCUGCCUUUGGCGCGAGUGAAGUGAUGGGACUGGGUUCGAGGGUGGCGGCCCCAAACCUCCUACUCGCCAGCGUCUUGGAGCAAGAGAGAAACUAGUGAGAAUGAUGCAAACACUACCUUUGAAGUUAUUAAUCAAAAGAUAAAAUCCAUUGUUCUCUA